Messenger RNA from Labrus mixtus (cuckoo wrasse), 2443 nucleotides. RefSeq names its product intraflagellar transport 57 homolog (Chlamydomonas) (gene ift57). Gene Ontology annotation, biological process: intraciliary transport; non-motile cilium assembly. The coding region runs from base 243 to 1490 and encodes 415 amino acids. The transcript has 12 exons. Gene Ontology annotation, cellular component: Golgi apparatus; centrosome; cilium. Lineage: Eukaryota; Metazoa; Chordata; Actinopteri; Labriformes; Labridae. The record is from RefSeq and is a predicted model, not a curated record.
CACUGGUUCUAACGGCGCUGAAAAUUAGACGAUUUAAGUGUUUGGAGCUCGUUUCUGAGGUGUUAUAUACAGUUGUUGGUACUGUUUUAACCCGCGUACUUUAAAAAGUUUUUGAGAAAGUGCUUAAUUUAAGUUUUAAGCAUUAUUUCGUUCGCUGUUGCCGUUAGCAACCUAGCACUCGGUUGCCCCUAACAACCGAGAGGAAGCUAAACAAACAGCAGUUAGCAUCGUGUUGGUUCUUAAUGGGGGACGAGGUGAGAAGAGGAGACGAAGAGGAGCGCGGGCCAGGUGCAGCUCACCAGGUGUUUGUGAAGAUGGAGGCUCUGAUGGAGAAGUUAAAGGUGUUAAACUACGAGGAUGAAGUUCUGACCAAACACAACAUGAAGAACCUGUCCAGACAUUACUUUGUCUCCAGUCCGUAUCUGGGGUUGAACCCAGGCGAGCAGUUCUACAUGUUCACCAUCAUCUCAGCGUGGCUCAUCAACGCAGCGGGGAGGCCGUUCACCGAGCCGCAGGAGUACGACGAACCCAACGCCACCGUGUCCAACAUCCUGGCAGAGCUCCGGGCGUUCGGCGUUAAGGUGGACUUCCCGCCCUCCAAACUGAAGUCGGGAUCGGGAGAAUACGUCUGCUUCGUGUUGGACCAGCUGGCUGACAAAGCUCUGAGCAGGAGAGGGUUCUCCUUCAGAAGGCCAAACUACCCGACAGAAACCACAGAAGAAGAGUCAGUAAUGGAGGACGACGCGGAGCUCACACUCAGCAGAGUGGAGGAGGAGAUGAUCGAGGAGCCUGAUGAGGACGAGGAGAACGUGAUGGACCUGGAGGCUCUGAAGUUAAGAACCACUCACACUGAAGCUGACGCGUCCUCCAAACCGGACGAGAUUCUGGAGUCGACGGUGGAUGCAGCAGAGUGGAGCCUGGAGGUGGAGAGAGUCCUGCCGCAACUCAAAGUCACCGUCAGGACCGACAACAAGGACUGGAGGAUCCACGUGGACCAGAUGCAUCAACACAGAGACGGGAUCAAGUCCUCGCUCAAGGACACCAAGAGCUACCUGGACAAACUGCAGGAGGACAUCGGUAAGACUCUAGAGAAGGUGGGCAGCAGAGAGAAAUACAUCAACAACCAGCUGGAGCAUCUGAUCCAGGAGUACCGCAGCGCUCAGGCCAAACUCAGCGAGGCUAAGGAGCGCUACCAGCAGGCCAGCGGAGGAGUGACUGAGAGGACCAGAGUCCUGGCAGAGAUCAGCGACGAGCUGGAGAAGGUGAAGCAGGAGAUGGAGGAGAAAGGCAGCAGCAUGUCGGACGGAGCUCCGGUGGUGAAGAUCAAGCAGAGUCUGACCAAGCUGAAGCAGGAGAUCGUUCAGAUGGACGUGCGGAUCGGCGUCGUCGAGCACACGCUGCUGCAAGCCAAACUCAGAGAGAAGUCCAACAUGACGCGCGACAUGCACGCCACCAACAUCCCCGAACCCGCCACAGGGGCCUUCUCAUAGGUAUACCUGCACAGAGGGGCCCUUCUCUUAUGGAAUACCUGCACAGAGGGGCCCUUCUCUUAUGGAAUACCUGCACACAGGGGCCCUUCUCUUAUGGAAUACCUGCACACAGGGGCCCUUCUCGCUGUUAUACCUGCACGCAGGGGCCCUUCUCUUAUGGAAUACCUGCACACAGGGGCCCUUCUCGCUGUUAUACCUGCACACAGGGGCCCUUCUUAUGGAAUACCUGCACACAGGGGCCCUUCUCGCUGGUAUACCUAAACACAGGGGCCCUUCUCUUAUGGAAUACCUGAACACAGGGGUCCCUCUCGCUGGUAUACCUGCACACUGGGGCCCUUCUCUUAUGGAAUACCUGAACACAGGGGCCCUUCUCGCUGGUAUACCUAAACACAGGGGCCCUUCUCUUAUGGAAUACCUGAACACAGGGGCCCUUCUCGCUUGUAUACCUAAACACAGGGGCCCUUCUCUUAUGGAAUACCUGAACACAGGGGCCCUUCUCGCUGGUAUACCUAAACACAGGGGCCCUUCUCUUAUGGAAUACCUGAACACAGGGGCCCUUCUCGCUUGUAUACCUAAACACAGGGGCCCUUCUCUUAUGGAAUACCUGAACACAGGGGCCCUUCUCCCUCCACCUGUCUCCUUCCUCUCUCACCUGAACUUUGAAGUGUUGAGCAUCUUAACUUUGGAACCUUUUAACAGGCGAGAAUCAAAUUUAAAAACGGAACCCAGCCUCGUCACACGGUUUCAAACCUGUGCUAUAUUUAACAAACAUUGUUCGCACGCUGUCCUGUCCAUGAACAUGAACUUGUAAAGAUGUUAACAUUUGAACAUUUCAUGGAUUUGACUCGUCCUGAAUGUUUCUUAUUUAUUCCUUGCCUUCAAUUCUUAGUAAAUUAUUUUUUCUCUGUAUUUUUGUCGUUAUGAAGGUCGAAUAAAUGUUGUUGCAAAGAAUA